AAAGUGGAAGACAAUCACGUCAUGUGAACCGAACUAAUCAACCUAGUGAGUCUGAUAGUGUAAAAGAAGAAAAUACUAAAAUAGCCAAACUUUUUACCCCAGAAGGUGAAAAUAUAAGCUUUAACAAUCAAAAUGAUAAUGAUUUAUAUCUUGAAGAUUAUUCUGAAGGAAUACCAAGAGGUGAAAUUAGUCGCUGGAAAUAUCUUUGUAUCGUGUGUGGAUUGUUUUGGGAAGAGUGGGUUUGGUAUAACAGAGCGAAUGUCGCAUCUGCAGAAAGGGCAAAAUUAUAUG
This is a messenger RNA of Dentiscutata heterogama, 291 nucleotides long. The record is from the annotation of a GenBank genome assembly. Lineage: Eukaryota; Fungi; Glomeromycota; Glomeromycetes; Diversisporales; Gigasporaceae.